Manis pentadactyla (Chinese pangolin) is the source of this 768-nucleotide messenger RNA. It is a transcript of the gene SELENOM, whose product is annotated as selenoprotein M. Lineage: Eukaryota; Metazoa; Chordata; Mammalia; Pholidota; Manidae. The record is from RefSeq and is a predicted model, not a curated record. Gene Ontology annotation, cellular component: endoplasmic reticulum lumen. Gene Ontology annotation, molecular function: oxidoreductase activity. The transcript is spliced from 5 exons.
UCGGCCUCGCCGGCCCAGGGGUGGAGACCGAGCUCGGGGCGAGUCCCUGGCGGGGCGGGGCCUCGAGCGGGGGCGGGGCAGGUCCCGGGCCCAGACGUGGCGCAGCGGACGGGCGGUUCACGUUCAGCUCGUGGAUCGCCUCCGGUCGGCCACCGAUGAAUCUCCCGCUGCCUCCGCCGGCGCUGCUGCUCCUACUUGCGGCGUUCGCGUCCGCCGCCACCACCUUCCGGCCCGACUGGAACCGUCUGCAGGGCCUGGCCCGAGCCCGGGUGGAGACCUGCGGGGGAUGACAGCUGAAUCGCCUGAAGGAGGUGAAGGCCUUCGUCACCCAGGACAUCCCAUUCUAUCACAACCUGGUAAUGAAACACCUUCCGGGAGCCGACCCAGAGCUCGUGCUGCUGGGCCACCGCUACGAAGAACUGGAGCGAAUCCCACUCAGCGAGAUGACCCGUGAGGAGAUCAACGAGCUGGUGCAGGAGCUCGGCUUCUACCGCAAAGCGGCGCCCGACGAGCCUGUUCCUACCGAGCACUUGCGGGCGCCCGCUAGGUCCACCGAAAGCGCUCCGGACCGCGGCGACCUGUAGGUCCGGGGCCGCGACACCCACCCCUGCCCGAGUCUUGGGGACAGAAUGAAGUGCUCAGUGUCCCGGGAGUACCUCCCUCGCUGAGGGCCGACGCCCCGUCCCAGAGCCGGCACCGGUGGAGGUGGGGGCCCCUCCUAACCCCUUUCUUGCCUUCCCAGCUGAACUAAAUCCCCUUCCGCCUUAA